CUUUUUUCUGCUUGAAAAUACAUGGAAUUGAUCCAUCAAUUUCACUAUUUUGAUCGGUUGGGAAAUCUUAAUGAUUAUUCUCUACCUUAUGUUGCCUUUCCGUUUACUUUUAUAAGCAAUUUUGUUGAUUGAUACAACAAAAAGGAUAUAAGAGGUUUCCUCUGGCAUAUGCAAGCAACAGAAUAAGGAGGAAGCGUUAAUACCUAAUACUUGUAGAGAUUACAUAACUUUUCUUUGUCAAAAACAUGUGUCCUAUAUCAGUGAUCAAAUUUAUAACCAGUUAUAUGAAGUACCACACUGGAUUUUAUUUAUUAUCUAGAAAAGGCAUCAACCUUGAGUAAGAUGAGCACCUGAGCUGCUAAAUACUAAUUUAGCAUACCUCAUUCAGGGUGAUAGCCUUUCUCCUAUCUACAAAUUUAUUUUGCUGUUCUGGAGAUGUUCAGCUAUUGGUCUCCAUAUGAGAUCGGCCAUUAGGUGUGUUCAAGGAUGGUUCAUCAUCAUCAGAUCUUAUCUGUCAGAAAAGAAAGGAGCAUGUUCCAUUUUUAAGUUGCUAUAAAUUAUUACUUUCUCGUAGGAACUUCACCAGCUUUUUAUGCACAAGGCAUCCACUUGUCUGGUCACUUUUGAACCGUCUGAUGCAAUUUUUUACUUAAUCUACCACAGCAGAGGUUUUGGCAUUUAAUAUUUUUGGUUUUUUGGCACAUAAUAGUCAUUUAGGUGCAUUUUAAAUGCUAGUCUGAAUUUGUAAAGGGAGUAAAAUCCACCAAUAAUAAGGUACUCAGCAGUAACCAUGUCCCAAAAUUUUGGCUCUGCUUCAAAUUGAAUUCUUCAGCAUCCAUGGGUAGUAUGUACUUCAUGGACAGUUAGGAUUGCCAAUUAACGUAUCCUUCAUGUGUUGACUAUCUAAAGGUUUUGACUUUGCUAAUAGUUCAAUUCAUCAGCGUCUGAUAUUGACAAUGAAUCUGUACUUAGUAAAAUUUGAUAGCUAGCUAAACUUCAAUUAUAGUGGCAAGUAUCACAUCCUUUCAAGACAAUCUCUAAGGGACUUUUGUCCACCUUAUUACCUGCAUUUGCAACAUGUCUCCAGUACGAGGUGGGAGUUUAAAAUGUAGUUUUAGGGUGUUUCAUAUAUUGUCCAGCAGGAGGUCUGAUGAACUUUUACCAAAAGGAUGUUCUUUGCUAGUCAUUAUGUGUUUUAAGAUGUUGAUCCCAUUAUGCCAUAUGUUCUUCUAUAUGACCUUAUCUGUGAUAGGGUGGAAUCAGCUGAGUAGUUAGUGCUAGCAAGGAUGUCACGUGUCUUAUGGUGUAGGUUAUAAUUUGUUGGAUUACAGGGUGAGUUGAGGCAUCUAGAUUAGUGGUGUGAAAUCUCUUUAAAUGUUAGCAAGAAUUACCUAGUAUGAAUUAGAGACUCACUAGGUCUAAAAUAUGAAUUUUCUUUUUCUUUCCUUCCAUUUCUGGGAAUUGGGAGAGUUUGGCAUGCAGGAUAAGCUACUCAUUUAUGGUUGAGGAUAAUACAUCUAUAAAGAUCUGUAACUUAUGACACAGAACUAAUGUCAUUUUUGGUGAUGAGGAACAUAUAAUACUAAUCUGCAUAUUUUACUUUUCAUCAGAAAGAUGAUUGCUAAUUGAAAACUAUAUUAUACCCACGAUAUGAUCAUGCUGGGAUCAAUCUGUCCCAGAGUACCUUAAGAUUUGCAGCCAAGCAUAGGAGCAGCUGCUUGGGUGUGUAAGAUGUGCCUUAUAGGUUAUUGGCGGUCACCUGCCAAUUAUGUUAAAUUAAAGUUGGAGAAGGAGGCACUUGCUAAAGGCAUUACAAUAGGUCAAGCUCUUGACAUAGAAAUUCCACCUCCACGCCCUAAAAGAAAACCAAGCAACCCUUAUCCUCGAAAGACGGGUGCUGCCACCUCAGCACAGGUGGGAUCCAAGGAUGGAAAAUCUGAAAUGUCAAUAUCUUUGCGUUGCAAAAAAGUGUUGGACUUGGAGAAAGAACCACUUCCAGAGAGACCUAAGGGAGAUGAAAAGCCUAGAAAUCUGAAAGAAAAUCAAGAUGAGAGUUGCUCUGAGGGUUUUACCCUUCUCCACGAAGCAAAUUGCUCCUCUGUGUCUUCGGCAAACAAGAAUUCUAUAUCAUCAUCAGCACCAGUCAGAAACUCUUGCACUUUUAGGGAGUUUGUACCUUCGCUAAAAGAGACAAUUCAGGAUAAUGGUACAAAUAAAGCUUCAAACUUGGAGAAUUCUUGCAUGUCACAUGAUAAAUCAGCUCAAGGCCAGAAAAAGGAUUAUUUGGAUGGUGCUUUACAUACCGAUGAGAUGCAAGCCACUCAAAAUUAUCCUCGGCAUGUUGCUGUGCAUGUCUUAGAUGGAAGCCUGGGAACAUGUGCUCAGAAUCCUUCCCAGGAUACGCAUUUUCAGGAUUCUGUAUUUCAUCCUAUGGGCGAUGUUCAUGGACAACCUAACAUGUUUGCAAAUCCAGCUGCAUCUGCUACUACUGAACAUCAGAAUAAUGAACCAAGAUCUCCUCAUCAGGCAUUUCCAACUUUUCAUACUCCCUUUAUGCAUGUUCGCCCCAAUCAAGAGGACUAUCGAUCAUUUCUACACGUCUCCUCCAAUUUUUCCAGUCUCAUUGUGUCUACUUUGUUACAGAAUCCUGCAGCUCAUGCUGCAGCAAGCUUUGCGGCUACAUUUUGUCCAUAUGCAAAUGUUGAAAGUUCUGUUGAUUCUCCAGCAUGCAGCCAAGGAGGUUUUCCAUCUGGACAGAUGAACUCUGCUCCAAGUAUGGCUGCUAUUGCUGCUGCAACUGUAGCAGCUGCUACUGCAUGGUGGGCUGCCCAUGGACUUCUUCCUGUAUGUGCUCCUCUACACGCUGGCUUUAACUGUGCUCCUGCAUCCACUGCUGCAGAUCCUCCAAUGGAGAAUGGUCAAGCUCCAACUGCAAAGACAGAAAGAAAAGAUAAUACUGAUCAAGAUUUUUCCAUGCAGGACCAACAGCUGGACCCCGAAUACUCUGAAGGUUUGCAAGGUCAACAUUCAGCAUCUAGAUCACCUACUUCAUCAUCAUCAGACUGUGAAGAGAGUGGAGAUGCAAAAGUGAAUACUGAAGUGAAAGCUGACGAUGAUGAGAAGGCUGGUGCAGUAACUGAGCCUCAAGAUGCAAAUAAAACAAAGAACAGGAAACAAGUUGACCGGUCCUCGUGUGGUUCCAAUACACCUUCAAGUAGUGAGGUGGAGACAGAUAUGUUAGAAAAACAUGAAAAAGACAAUGAAGACUCAAAAGGAGCUGAUGCAAAUCAUCCACAAGCUGAGUGUAGUAAUCGUCGUAGUAGAAGCAUUAGCAACCUGAGUGACUCUUGGAAGGAAGUAUCCGAAGAGGGGCGACUGGCUUUUCAAGCCCUCUUCUCCAGAGACGUACUGCCACAAAGCUUUUCUCCUCCACAUGACGACAAGAAUAAGGCGCAGCAAAAGGAAAAUGUAGGGGAAGACGAGCGAAAUACAGAUGAGAAAGACAGAGAGGCAUCAACUUUAGACCUCAACAGCAAGGCAUGGGGAUCUUGUUCUGACCAUCAAGAAGUUGAGAAAAAUGCAUUGUCAAGAGGAGAGAGCAUUGUGGAAGAGAGCCUGCUAACAAUUGGACUAGGACAUGCAAAGCUUAAAGCCCGCCGAACAGGAUUCAAACCUUACAAAAGGUGUUCUGUGGAAGCCAUGGAAAACAGAGUGAUGAACACCGGCAGUCAAGGUGAAGAGAAAGGUCCUAAGAGGAUACGCUUGGGAGGGGAAGCUUCAACUUGACUUACACUAUUCCAUGCAAUUAACAAAGGAAAAUUUUGUUUAUUGCGUGUAUUUUGUAACCCCCCCCCCCCCCCCAAUAUCUUAUUUCCUUUCAUGUUUAAUCUUAAGGCUUGCAGCUCACGAGACUUUUCGUGUAGGUGUGUGUGUACUAUAUGUCAACGUUGACGUACCUGGACCAUGCCACUACGGUUAAAAAAACUCCUUUGAAAUAGAUAAGAAACAUUAAGUACUGAAUGGCCAUUGAUUUGGCCUCUUUUCUUCGAAGAUAUGCCCUUGUCUAUAUUAUUCUUCUAUCCCUUUGCUUAGUGAUCAAAUUCUGCAAAAGCUGAAACCUUUUUGAUGCAGUGAAACGGCUAAUUAAUAAGAAAGGGUUUGUUUGCCUUUCGGUUGCCAGGGGUACAGACUCGUUUAUGGAGACUUUUUAACUGCUUUUAGGCCUAUUUCUUUCAUUCUUCCAGCCUUAACUAUAGUUUUCUACUUUAGAUGUCAACUUUUCCUUGUUUUUUUAAGUCAAUAUCUAAAAUUUCAUUGUCAAAAAAAUGUUGAAUGGUGAGUGACAUUUUUCAAUAUGAUGAAGUAUGCCACCAGGUUUUCAUACCCCUUGUAGUUGCUGCUUGAGGAGGAUGAUUUGAUCUCCAAUUUAUUUCAGGUAUAUGGUUGUUUCCACUACAAUUUCAUUUCUGAAGACAACAGGGGUCACUGCGUUGAGCCUGCCAGAGAGCUGCGGGCAUGACUCAGAGCAGAUUCUAUCUAUCAACAUUUAAUAAUCGCUGUCAGGCUAGACAAAAUCCAUCAAGCAUGCUUCCGGAGAUCCAACAUUAACUGAAAGAACUCUAUCCAUGUAUAGUAAAUAAGACUGUACAGGUUAUAAUUUCUAUCCAGAUUUGCAGUCUAUCACGAGGAAGAAUACUAUUAUUUACAUGUAAUUCCUCCUCAACAUAGAUCAUUUUGCUCCAGACAGCUUUGGUAAUGUACUUUUUCUAUACAUUAGAUAUAUGUCCAAAUCUAUCCGUAUAAUGUCAUUACCAGACAAGUCUUUCUUUA
Durio zibethinus is the source of this 4830-nucleotide messenger RNA. The record is from RefSeq and is a predicted model, not a curated record. NCBI's taxonomy places the organism in Eukaryota, Viridiplantae, Streptophyta, Magnoliopsida, Malvales, Malvaceae.